Folsomia candida is the source of this 3105-nucleotide messenger RNA. RefSeq lists its product as uncharacterized. The transcript has 5 exons. NCBI's taxonomy places the organism in Eukaryota, Metazoa, Arthropoda, Collembola, Entomobryomorpha, Isotomidae. The coding region runs from base 1840 to 2952 and encodes 370 amino acids. The record is from RefSeq and is a predicted model, not a curated record.
AACCAUCAACCGCACGACGGCACGACGACGUAAAUCUUUAGAUGGUUAUUUUAUUAGCAUUAAAGUGAAUUUGUGUGUAGGAAGUUAUUUCUUCGCUCCAACGUUACUGGUGCAUGCAAAUUCAUUCGCAAUAACUCGUGCAGCGCAAUAGUGCUGGUUGCAAAAUUCUUUGCAGGAAAGAAUAAGUGCGUGCUCUUGUUAGUGCGCAUGUUAUCUGCUAGCUAAAUAUUAGUUUUAUACAAUACAUGCAUAAGCAUUGUCAGAUAAGCAUGUUAGUGCACAGACUUAUUGUAGUUAUGCAUUUGCACUUUGCGGAUUUGAUAACAAACAGAUCACGCAGAUAAGUUAAACUCAGGAUCAGUGUCAGCGAGUGACUUGUUUUUAUUCUUAUUGCACAUUUUUAUUUGUCAUAUCUGUACGAUUUGUCGUACUAUACGAAUUGUUUUUGGAUCUACUACAAUUUAGUCAUUGCCAGUGUUGAAUAACUAAACUUUUAAUAAUGUCGGCAGGAUAUUCAAACAAUCGUCAGUGUUUGUUUACGUGAAGAAUCAACUUUUAAUUUACGACGUGCAAUGUGUCAAUUAAGUGGAAAUGUAAAUAUUAUCUGCGUACCUCCAAUUAUACAUACAACCAGAAAUUAUGACAAAAAUAAAUGUCACGACUCGCAGAUUUAAUCAGAAAUUUAAUCUAAUCACUCAAACAAACUCUUGAACAAUGUUGAGUACAGGAUUUUUCAGAAAAGGAUCUCAAGUAAUUGCAACGACCGACAUUGUCGCCUCGGUAUUAUCGUUCAUAUCCAUAUUUUUCCUAGUUUUCUUGACCAUAACUCACGGAGACCGUUUGGAAGCAAAAGUACAUAAAAAUGAGGAUGAACAUCCAGAACUUGCGGCUUUAUUUGCCCUUGGACGAGGACCAUUUGUUCUGAUAAUGCUGAUUCUAAUGCUCAUCUGCGUGUUGUACUUUUUCCUCGCGAGGUUCCUUCUAUACGCUGCUCAAGAGCGAUCUCAUCAAAAAAUUCGCCGCUGGUGCACGAUAAGCCUAGUCAUCAUUAUCAUUCGAGCAGCAUUUUUCAUUACGGCAGUAUUUUUCACGGCCGACCGAGCAUUUGUGUCUUCCUUUGGCGUGGUCGGCUUUCUCUACCAAAUAUUUGGCCUCUGGUUUGUACGACUUUAUCAAGAUCGCCUCAAAGAAGACCAGGAUACCAAGAUUCAGUUUAUCGAGGAACUUAGUCGUGUAGAAAUUCAAAAUAUUGGUCAAUUUGAAAUGUUUCCAUACUCUUCCAAUGCCAUUCUUUAUGACAAAUAAUUAGCCCGUUUAUAUAACCCAUAUUACAUGUAAGAUAUUUAUUUUUCAGUAUUAUUUUUUUAAAGUCACAAAUACUCAAGUGUGUUAUACAAUUGUGAUUGUUUAUGUAUGUCUCAAUUAACAGUCAAUAAAGUAUUAAGCAAAUGUUUACACUUAUUAUCCGGAACUGGAUAUUAGUUAAAUAUUAAUUAGUAGAAAAUAGUUUCUCAACAAAUACAUAUGAUGUGAUCCUUAAGAGAUACAUAUUUAUUAUACAGACGCCAUUGCUUAUUUUCAGCAAUGAUUGCUGCACAAACUAAAUCAAGAUUUGAUUUAAAGAGUGUUUAUAUGUAUUUACUUCCUUUAAUGUAUGCAAAAUUAAGUUUUGAUUCGCAGAGUUAUCGUAUGCAUGUCAACUAUCUAUCUUUGCGCUAUUGUACUACUGUAUGGUUCGAUAACUUUGAUUUUGAUGCGAUUGUCUUUGCACACAGAGGCAAUUCUAUUCUCGUAGUUUAGCAAGAAUUGUCUAACUCACAGACAGAGGUUAUAAAUGUCAUGUGCCAAUUUGGGAGACCUUAUUCGUCAUAUUGGCUUUGCCAGAGACGACCAAUCCCAAAAAUGGGAUUUCUUUUGGAAACCAAUGGUGGAAGUGAGGGUCCACCACUAUUCGCACUGUUUAUCGCCAGUGCUGUCCUCAUAAUAAAAUCAGAACCAACUCCCGGAUUCGGUUUUCCACUUCCGUACUACUCCCUGCCCUUCCCACCAGUCGCGUAUAACCACAUUUUCAACCCGAUACCAAGUAAUUUCAUCGCAUCUCAGCAUUUCCAACCACUUCAAACCCCUCAACAAUUUCCUCAAAACCCGACCAACCCAACACCUGCAGCAGCCACAACGAGCCAAAACCAGGGUCAGGAACAAAACACCAACAGCAAAGCGUUUCAAGACCCACAAAUUGCAGAUAUAAGAGCACGCUUACUGCAACAACGGCAACAACAAACAAUGAAACCUAGUACUGCAAACCAGGCUCUCAACAGUGGCAACAGUAAUGAUAAUAAUAGUGGCAAUAAUAGAAACACCAAUAUUGCGCCGCCCAUCAAUAGACAGAGAACAACGCAAUUUCUCCAAAGGUCCAAUGUGAACAACGCCAUAACGCCCAACAAUAAUGGCUUCAACAACGGUUUCAACAAUGGUUUCAGCAAUGGGUUUAGCAAUGGCUUUAACAAUGGCUUCAGUAAUGCAAAUAAUAAUGAAAUCAUUCAGCAAAAUAGUCCGAACGGCCCAGGGAACUAUUUUGGACAAGACCAACAGCAGCGGACUGAGCAACCAGGUCUGGUGACAAAUUCGGUUGUGCCCAACGCAUGGGCUAAUCCCAACUUUGGGUGGGGUUGGUCUAACGAUAUCGUGGGCUGGGGCUACAACACACCGUCGCCACAAACUCCCUCAGGAAUGGGAGGGGACAGUUCUCCCCCCGUGAUGAUGGAUGAGCAGGGUGUGACGACCAGGCAAAGAAAUUCGACUGCGAAUUCACUAGUAGAAAACGCGACAAUAACUCCCAAUAAUUUUUCGAGCAAUUCCACUGCAGUAAACUCGCUGAGUGAUGCCGUGGCCAAAUUUCGACGCAUUGUAACACAAAUAAGAGAAAUCACAAGGAGAGAAUUAGGAAGUUAGUACAUAAUAUUUUUAUAGCAAGCUAAUGUUUAGUAAUGGCUCGAUUUAUACGUAAUUAUUAAUACAAUAAUCGUACAAUUAAUUUAUAAAUUUAGGCGAAUAAAAUGGACAAUAUAUAAAUUAUUUUUAAUUAAAAAUAAGUUAACAAAGAAA